CGCAACAGCAUCAGCAGCAGCAGCAGCAGCAGCAGCAGCAGCAGCAGUGAAGUCAACAUAACGUUGACGUUGUGUUAUUGUCUUGCCUACGCGUAUCAAUUUCGUAUUAAUCGAUACACGCAAUCAAGGAUAGCGUAUCAUUAGGAUAACGCGAGUUCGGAGUGCUGUGCGUGCGAGUGUUUUCUGCUGGGAUCCGAGCAAACUUUCUCUCCCCGCGGACGGCGAUAUCAAAAUAAUCAUGGCAGGAUUCACCGAGAGUGCUUUAUUGAAGAAGCUGGUGGACCUCAACUGCUCGCAGCAGAGCAUACAGACGUUGUCCCUGUGGCUGAUACAUCACAGAAAACAUCACGCGUUGAUCGUGAAGAUCUGGUACAAGGAGCUUUGCAAAUCAAAAGACAGCAGAAAACUGACUCUUAUGUACUUGGCUAACGAUGUCAUACAAAACAGUAAAAAGAAAGGUCCGGAAUUCGGGAAGGAAUUUGAAAGCAUACUGCCUAAGGCAUUCGAAAACAUGAAAAACUUUGAUCCUAAGACUAGAGAUAAAGUUAACAGAGUGAUUGCUGUAUGGGAAGAAAGAGGAGUGUAUGAUAAAGCACAAAUUGCCAAAUUCAAAAAUGCAUUCAGCGUUGGAGGCAGCAACAAUAAACGUAGCAACAACGAUGAAGCUGCAGCGACUCCGAUUUCAAACAAAAAACCUCGUGUUGACCAUGAUAACGAAAAGAAGAAAGAGAAGAAAAAGUCUGAAACAGAAAUUGAAGUGGAUGGAACCAAAGAAUUACAUGUGACGCUUAGCCCCCACACUCCUGGUGGAGAUCCACCAGAAACAGAAGAAUUAAUCAAAGCACUUGUGGAACUUGAGAAUACUGCUUCUUCUGAUGCUGCAGUAAGAGAGAGAAUAGCGUCUUUACCUCCAGAAGUAUCUGAGGUAUCUCUAUUAGCAAAUCUUGCAGACAGAGCAUCUGCUGAUCAAUUGAGCGGUGCCGUUAAUGAAGCUGCAGCUCUUUUAGCUGAUUAUAAUGGAAGGCUGCAAGCUGAAAUGGAAGACAGAAGAAAACUUUUGACAAUGUUAAAAGAUUAUACAACUGGACAAAAGCAACUACUUCAGCAAGCUCAAACAACACUAGAGGAGCACAAAAAGAAAUUGAAGAAAAUGCUAUCAGUUAGAGCUGAAGUCAAAUCUCAUAUUGCUAAUCUUCCGGAUUUAACACAGUUACCAGAUGUCACAGGAGGUUUGGCUCCUUUGCCUUCUGCUGGAGAUUUGUUUUCUCUACACCAUUAAUAAUCAAGUGCUUGUCAUAAUCCAUAAGAGUUUAAAGUAAGUUUGACUUGGAAAACCCAUAAUUAAGAAAUAAUUAAGAAUGUCCAUCCUUCAUAGUUGGUACAUCACAUUAAUUCAUGCAACGUAAAAUCAAUUUUCAAUUUCUGUUAAAGGUGUGAAGGAAAAUAAUUUGUUUUCUUUAAAAUAUUUAUAAAAUACAUUACUUUCCAUGUUUUACUAUUAUCAAAGUAAGAACUAAAUGUAGGCAAACUCUAAAUAAGUUUACGAUUUAAACCUAGAUUAAUUUAUGCCUCCAGUUACAAUCUAGGAAGAUUGUAUUAUUAAAUUUCUUAAACAAAAUGGCAAACUACGCACCUAUGUUUGAGAGUGUAAACAUAAAAUUGCACAUGGUAGUGAUCGAAUUAUUAAUUGAAAUCUAAAAAAUUUUAAGUGCAAAUUGUAUAAAUGUUAUAUUUUACUUUCCGUUAUAAAUUUUUAAUAUUUCAUCUAUUUUAUUUUUUAAUUUUUUUGUUUGUAAUUUAAUAUGAUACAUGAAUUAACGCAGUAAUUCAAUAGAUUCAACUUGAUGGGGAAAAUAUUUUGUAAUAAUGAAUAUAAAUGAUAAAGUCUUUGAAAAGUAUGAAAUGAAUGAAUGCGAGAAAAUAUAUAUGAAUUGUAAGAAUUGUAUGUUGUAUCGUAACAGAUGGGUAAUAAUACUUUUGGAAUUUUAUUUAUUAUUUUCAAUUGAACUAGUACGGUAAUUUCGAACACCUAUGUGAUAUAUAUAUUUUGGACAUAAUUAAUUUCCAGCUUGUAUUAUUCAAUUGUACCUUGUAUAUAUUUAUCUUGAAGAUCGGAUGAUAAUGAUACUUCUCAUAAUGCAUUAUUUUUCGAGAUUCUCUACUAAUAAAAUUAUGAGCAUGUAUACAUGUCAGUUGUUUAAACUAUUUAUUAUCUGAACAUAUUUUUAAUAAUUAUAUUGAAUGAUUAUUGAAACUGAGUUUAUUAUCAAUAAAUGUGUUGAAGUUA
Molecule: messenger RNA, 2287 nt
Organism: Trichogramma pretiosum
Lineage: Eukaryota; Metazoa; Arthropoda; Insecta; Hymenoptera; Trichogrammatidae
Product: regulation of nuclear pre-mRNA domain-containing protein 1B
Exons: 5
Coding region: 239-1279 (346 amino acids)
Biological process (GO): mRNA 3'-end processing
Cellular component (GO): RNA polymerase II, holoenzyme
Molecular function (GO): RNA polymerase II complex binding
Source: RefSeq, a predicted model, not a curated record